UGUAAACUCCGAAAUCUGUUAUAAGAGCGCAGCUAUGGAAGGUAAUAUCAUCAAACAACCACCCUUCAACCACCCCUUCAGAAUCAUCCUAUCAUCUACUUAAAGAUAUGAGAGCUUCGUGGAUCAUCAUCUCUGCGCUCUGCGCCAAAGCCUAUUCUUACGAAUUUGAACAUGGCGUAGCCUCUGAUCAGCAGGCUAUUGGCUCAUUUGACGAUGUUAGGAGCACGUAUCAAUGCAACAACGGUGCUACACCUUCUCUCGAGUGUGUUGACUCAUCAACACAACCCACUUGCUCUUGUACAUGUACAAACGGUAUCACCUUCAAUCGGAACCUGACUAUGGAUGCUCCGUCUACCCCAUCCGGCCCCCCUAUCGACAACUGUGACGCAAUCAAAGCCGAUUGCGACGAACGCAACCUUCAAUUACAACAGGAAAUGGCAGAUAUCGAACAGAAGAACGUCGACGCGAAGAAGGAGCUGUUAGCAUGUGGAAAAGAUCUCGCUAAAGCUCUGAAACCAAAGUCCUUCAAAUACGAUGGCUGCUAUACUGCUACAUCACGAUCGCUAACUGGGUUGCAAAUCAUAGAUGAGUGGUUGGCACCUUGGAGAUGUGGAAUAAUCUGCAGUGACUUCUCUUACUAUGGAGUGAAGGGUGGGAACAUUUGUUGGUGUGGAAAUGACGUGCUAAAUUCACCGAAAAAGGUUGCCGAUUCGCAGUGCAAUAAAGCAUGCGUAGGUAACAAGCAGUCAAUGUGUGGAGGCGCAGAUAAGGUUUCUAUUUAUGCUAGGGAAGAUUAAGAGAUUCACAGAGAUGGCAUAAGAGUGGUUGAGUGGUUCGGAGAAUAGGACAGAAGGCUAGGUAACGGGUAGUGGGCGUAGUCAAUGGUGGUUUGGGGAGAAUGACAAGAGGUUAGGUAGUAGAUAGUACGUAGGAUUCAUACAUAUCAUGUCACUCUUUUAUACCAACGACGAUAGUCUGUUCAUUUAAAUUCAUUGAAAACCAUAGAGG
This is a messenger RNA of Bipolaris sorokiniana ND90Pr, 1008 nucleotides long. RefSeq lists its product as uncharacterized. Bases 108 to 797 code for a protein of 229 amino acids. The transcript is spliced from 2 exons. NCBI's taxonomy places the organism in Eukaryota, Fungi, Ascomycota, Dothideomycetes, Pleosporales, Pleosporaceae. The record is from RefSeq and is a predicted model, not a curated record.